UAGAAUGAAGCUGGUGUGUGUAUCGUUGGUCGUGGGGGCCGCGCUAUGCGCAUCUCUGGUUUGCGGUUUCCCGCUAGUGCCUUGUUUUAAAGAGUGCAACGUCAGGCUGAGCAGUUCUGAUGAUGAAGAUUUGGAUGUUGCAUGUAAUGAGACUUGCAGAGUCGAUAAAUGCCACGAAGGCUGCAACCUAUGGACUAAUGCAAUUUCUUCAUCUUGCCAUGAAGUCUGCGAAGAAGACAAAAGAAUAUUCAACAAAUUGGGCCUGUAUUGUAUUAGAGGCUGUAACAUUGCAAUCAAUUUGUACAUGAAAGCUAUUGAAAAUGAAGUUGGAAAAACUCCAGCUCAACCUUAUUUGGUUGCCGACACAAGGACCAAUACAACAAUUUCUAUAAAAUGGGAUCGCAGUCAGUAUAAUAAUAUAUCGUAUCUGAUUCAGUAUCGAUACGACGGAGCCAAACAUGAACUUGACUGGGAAUAUUAUCGGCCAUCAAAUAUUCUCAAGGAAAAUUUUGUGAAAAUUGAAGGCUUGCAUCCGUAUACUAAGUACAGAUUCCGUGUGGCUUGGAUAAUUUUAGAAAACUAUCCACCUUUAUUUAGUGAAGAAAGCAUAGCGAUUUCUACGUUGCCGUAUGGAGCACCUUCAACGCCACCAACAAUAACCUGCUUAACAGCUGUCAGCUGCUCACGUGUUUCCAUGAGCUGGGAUCCACCACCACUAGUAAAUGGUCCAAUUUUGUCAUAUGUAUUAUUAAUUUAUGAGUAUGCUACAGGAACAACAAUGAUAAAGGAUAUUUCUGAUACGUCACACACAUCUGACGGAGGUUUGCACUAUAUGAUAAUCAACUUAAAACCCUCAACCACUUACAGAAUUUCACUGAGUACGAGAAAUUCAAUGGGCGAAGGACCUCACGAUGUCAGGAACAUCACCACAUUGGCAAAAAGAAUUUCAAAUUCACAUCAUACACCGGCAUAUCUACUGUUUGGCUCAAAGCAUCAAGUUUUGAGACAAGGUUUAAGAAUUAUUGAUGAAUCGAAAGUCCUCUAUCACAUUGCUAACGAAUCAGUAACUGUGUCAGGUGUUGGACUUUAUUUGAAACAAAAUGUGUUUUUUGUCUCUGAUUCUCAGGGAAAUUUGCAUAGCAUAAAUUUGAAAAAAGGUUCUCAUGUUAACACAAUAAUGCAUUCAAAUACAAGUUAUUUUACUUCAUUAUCUGUUGACUGGUUAAAUGGAAAAAUCUACAUGGCUGAAGAACAUCAAAUUACACGAUGUGACACAAAUGGGAAUAAUUAUGAAAUACUCCUGAACAAGUUGAAUCGGCCUAAGAAUUUGCAUGUAGAUCCUUUAAACGGAUACCUUUAUCUGACAGUGACGGAUUCCAUUCUUGGUGGUGGAUUAUACAGAGUUGAUUUAAUCGAAUUCGACCAUGGCAAAACAAUCAACUUCGAAAAAGCUGCGUUGAUUGUUAGUGAUAAUCAACUUUCAGCUUUCGCAGUCGAUUAUAAGAAUUUCAGACUCCUUUUACCCUCAUCGACGAAUAACACAAUAGUUUCUGUAUCCUUAGAUGGAAGUGAUGUUUCAGACAUCCGAGAAAAUUCUCAAACGCCCUUGUAUAAGAAUAUACGAAGUAUUGCUAUACAUAAUGAUUUGCUUUACUGGACAACAGGAGAUUUAUUGUAUGGAGAAGAAUUGCAUAAGAAGGAAAAUAAGUACUACAUAAAUGUUUAUUCAGUUGGAGAAGGUCCAUUUUUGUCUUUAAAUAUUCAUCAUACUGAAUACCAGCCAAAUCCAAUUCCAUUAAAUCCAGUGGAAUCAGUACAAGCUUUAUUUGGCAUGGAUGUAGCAAAAAUCAGCUGGUCAAAUCCAAGGCUACUAAGUGGUCAAGGAAAAGGAGCAUGGAAGAAGUGGCUGUAUGAAGUACAUCUACUAGAUCAUGCUAGCAAUCGAGCAGUUUUUAAGGUUAACAUAAGCAAUAACGUAUAUGACAUGUUUACUUUGAAACCCAAUACAACUUAUUCUGUGAAAGUUAGACCAUAUAGCGAAGGUGGCAAAGGUCCGUGGUCUUCAGAAUUCACUGGUAGUACUCUCGAAGAUAGAGAGGGUGAGAAAAGUGAUUUACCAUACAUUUUGUGGGGUGCCGAAGAUGGUCUCUUAAAGUCUGAUUUCGUUGCUCAAAAUGUUGAGCCAAUUAUACAUAAAAUAAACCUGAAUAAUGCUCAUAUUACUGAUAUUGCCUCGUAUGAUAAAUUCGUAUUCAUCAAUACAAACACAUCUUUUGUGUAUGUUUACAACAUUGUACAGUCGUCCAUAAUUAGGCUUGCUAACAUUACGGCAAACAGCAUUGCAGUGGAUUGGUAUGCUCCCAAACUAUAUUAUUCAAGCGCAGCAAAUCAAAUGAUUUCGCGGUCAAACAUUGACGGAACCCAACCAGAGCCGCUUCCUAUUGUAACAAUGGCUAAGAAAAUAGCCAUAGAUUCAGCCAACGCUUUUAUUUAUUGGAUAACUUCAAAUAGUGUUGAACGCUCCCGGCUGAAUGGAAUGGAUCAUUUUGUGUACAUGAAAAAUGCUUUGUUUUCUGGAAAACAUGUUAUGGGUUUAACUCUGGAUUUGGCCCAAGAAAAACUUUUCUUCAUGAUCAGAAGUUUUGAAGGCUCCGUCCUAUAUCAAGCCUGUCUAGCUAGAAACAAUGCUGAGUCUUCCUGUACUACAAUGCAACCCGAAAUUAUUGGAUCUUUGUCUGAAGAUAGCUUGCAUGGUCCUGUUUUCUACUACAACAGAAAGAUAUUUUGGAUUCAUGAAAACCAGAGAGCAUUUGUUAGUGAUAUUAACGGAAAAAAUUUUGCUCAUAUUGAGGGGUUAGGAUUAACGGCUUUGACGUCAAUGGAAAUAAUGGAUCCUUUAUUACAAACUUUUCCAGAUAAUCUCGACAUGAAGACUAUAAAAGUUGUCCCUCCAUCGAUUUCUGAAAAUGCAAUUCAUGUGGAAGGAACUCAUGAUAAAUUUAAUAUUACACUAGAUCCCAUUCUCUCUGUUAACUAUGGCACAGUUUUCUAUGAGAUACGGAUUGAUGAUGGUGAUGAAGUCUAUAGUUGUAUCACAAAUAAUACGGUAUUUGUGUAUCCUGUCAUGAAACGUUUAGCUCCUUUCACUCCACUCAUUAUUGGAAUACAAGCAUUCACAUAUUAUGCAUCAUCCAAAAAGACGGUCGUUUCUCUUCACUCACCACCUUCUAUACCGUCAAGUCCUCUGCAUCCAAGAAUUUUUAUAACGUAUAAAUCAUCUCCACUGAAUCCAAAUCACGAUAUCGUUGCUGAUUUCAGAUGGUCUCCACCAGCAAAAACUAACGGAAUCAUCACAAACUAUUAUGUAAAAUGCUGGAUGAUAGCCAACGAAACCAAAAUACCUGUUUGUGAUGAUGUGGUUGAUGGAAAAUUAUUGCAGUUUCAGAAAGAAAAUAUACUUCCAAAUACUACUUACACUUUUCAAGUAUCUGCAAGUACAUCAGCUGGAAUGGGACCUCCUAGUGACAGAGUUGAAGCGGAAACUUCAGUUGAAAAGCCAGUUCCUCAAUUAUUAUUAGCUAAUUCGGAUAGUGUUAAGGUUGCUGAUAUCGAUUUUCAUGAAGAAAAACUCUUAUUUGGAAAGGCAACUCAUCCUGCAGCUAUCGCAUACCUUGCUCAAGAAAAAAGAAUCUUUUAUUUGGAGGAAGAAGGCUCAUUAAUGGCUUCGUCUAUAGAUGGCACGAAUGCAUCUUUGAUAAAACAUCUGACAUAUUCUGAAGGUACUUCUUUGACCGGUUUGACCGUAGAUUGGAUUGGAAGAAAGCUUUACUACACUGAAGUCGAUAAGAAAGAAUCCCACAGUACUGUGUUUUCUGUCGAUCUGAGUGUUAACAAUCAUCCAAAGAAGAUAUUCAACAGUUCAUCCAUCAUAAACAGUUUAGAAGUUGAACCCUUUUCUGGAUCCUUGAUAUACACUUUAACCGUUAAAAAUAAUUCGAAUUUAAUGAUUUCGGAUCUUAGUGGAUCAAAUAUUCGACCUUUCUUUUUUCAAGUCGUUGAGUAUGAAAACAACAAUAAUAAUAAGGUGAAAGUUAAAAGAGAGAGAACAAAACCAACUAAAAGCUCUUGCAAUUGUAGUUCUACGGUAACAACUGUUGGAGAAGCAAUUGCUAUUGAUAAUACCAACACAUCAGAACUGAAAGUAUUAUAUGUUGACGGAUUGCAUGGCCAUAUCUUGUCUUCUGACAUUUCUGGUUGCGUCUGCCAUUUGGUAAUAAAUGCAACUCAGAAUCAGAACAGUGGUCUGCCACCAACUUCAAUCACAGUUGAUAAGCAAAACGUAUAUUGGUCAAACAGAAAAGUAGGUAAAGUAUUUAGCAUAUCGAAGACAAAGAAAUUCUCGGAAGUAUCUGACUCACACCCGCUAGUAGCUGAAGAAGUUCGAGGGAUAAGAAGCAUUCGAGCAAUUGGUCAUUAUCUGCAACCAUUUCCAGAUGCUUCCUGUCUUAUAUCGGAAUCUUACACAGAGAAAGCUCGCUUAAUAAGAAGUACUCACAAUAGUCUAGCACUAUAUUUACCUCAUGUUCAUCGACCUAACUUUUGCAACCGAAUAUCAUCCCCAUCCUUACUUUACACUGUAUACUAUGGUCCCUUGAAUGAUGAUGUCACACAAUCAUGUUUUAUGGAAAUUGGAAAAAACACAUGUCAAAGCAAAAAAACUUAUAAUGACACAAUUAUCCUUGAUGGACUCAAGCCGUUCACGAAUUACUCGAUUCGCAUUUCUGUUGAAAAUUAUUACAGCAAAGGCUUAUCGGUGCCUGGUCCUGAAGUUACAUAUCAAACUGCUGUUGGAGUACCUUCUCAGCCUGUGAAUGUCUCUGCAAAAGCAGUUACUCCUUAUAGAAUAGAUGUUUCCUGGGAACCUCCAUUUAUUCCAAACGGAUCACCAAUUUUCUACGAAAUUCUUUUAAAAGUCAAAAAUUCAACUAGAGAAUUCUCCCUCUUGUCACCCACACACACGCACAUUUAUUUUGAAUGUGGAAAAGAAUCGAGCACGGAUCUAUCUGCAAGCAUAACAACCACGGAAUCUGGGAAAGACCAUUACAUAACAGUACGAGCUUAUUCUGCUGACUGUGAAAUGCAUAACGACAGUGAGGAAGUAAUCGUGACAGCUUUCGAAUUGCCAAGUAAUAUUACACUAGUUGAAGCUUCUUCAACCUCUCUGAGACUUUCAUGGAUUUCUCCAGCCGAUGACAGCAUUUCAAACCAUCUUUUAGAGUACUCACAAGCAGAGGGUGAAGAAGAUGAAUGGAAAGUUUCAGAAAUUACUGCAACAGAACCAUCUACUCGACACAUAUUUUCAAUAAAAAAUUUAAUUCCAAAAACAAAAUAUUAUUUCAGACUUAUUUUAACUUAUAAGGAAAAAGGUCUGAAGUUCGUCUGGCCGCAAAACUACAACUUUGAAUUUACAACAUCUGGAGAUAUACCAAGUCCUCCAGGAAAACCGCAAGUAAAACGCGUAGUUAAAGAUGUCUUCAAGCUGUUCUGGGAUCCAGCGGUCAAUUAUGGUUUUUCAGAUAUAGUUUAUGAAGUUGACAUCAGGUCUGAUUUAGAAAGCACAUGGAAACAUUUCAGUAACAGUUCUGUAACAACUUCCAUUGUGAAUAAUUUUUCUGUAAAUAUUAAUUAUGAAUUUCGAGUAAGAGCUGUUAAUGAAUAUGGUGCAAGUCCGUACAGCUAUUCUGAUCCCUUUCUACCAGAAAUUGGAGCCCUCAUUGAACGAGCUGAAAAUCCAUUUGGCAUAAUUAUAGCUUCAUGUGUGGCGAUAGCAGUUUUCCUCAUUGUAUUUGUAAUAUCUGUUUAUAUGAUUCAUCUGAAGAGAGAAAAAUGCAAGCAAAUUCUUCAAGAAGUGGCACCAUCUACUGAACUACCCGAUUUAGAGCUUGCAACAUUGCAAGAUUUACCACUGCAUGCGAAUUUCAUACAUCAGACUAAUGCACUGUACAAUUUACAUGACCUACCGACGGAUGAGGAAUUACUAGCUCUGCCGAAGUACAAAAAAGACCAAAUUGUAGUUACAAAAUUUCUCGGGAGUGGUGCAUUUGGCGAAGUUUUUGAAGGAAUAGCAAUUAGUGAUGACAUACCACCGCGUUCUCAAAAAGUUGCCAUCAAAACUUUGAAAAAAGGUGCAACGGAACACGAGAAGCAAGAAUUUCUUAAAGAGGCAAAACUAAUGAGCAAUUUCAAGCAUGAUCAUAUACUGCAGCUCAUAGGCGUCUGCUUUGACAAUAAUCCUAAUUUUAUUUUACUGGAGCUGAUGGAGGCAGGUGACCUUCUGUCUUACUUAAGAAGUAAUAGACCUACAAUGUUCGAACCAAGUCAUUUAACAAUGGAUGACUUAAUCGGGAUCUGCAUUGAUGUCGCUAGAGGCUGUAAAUAUUUAGAAGAUAUGCAUUUCGUUCAUAGGGAUUUGGCUGCUCGUAAUUGCCUUGUAUCGAGCUAUGAUAGACAAGAAAGAAUUGUUAAAAUAGGCGAUUUUGGAUUGGCCAGAGAUAUCUACAAAAAUGAUUAUUAUCGCAAAGAAGGAGAAGGAUUGCUUCCAGUAAGAUGGAUGGCUCCAGAAUCACUCGUCUAUGGUGUUUUUACAAUACAGAGCGACACGUGGGCCUUUGGAGUCUUACUUUGGGAAGUUAUUACAUUGGGAAUGCAGCCUUAUCCUGCACGUUCGAAUAUGGAAGUUCUUUAUUAUGUAAGAAGCGGCGGAUGUUUGGAUAGGCCCGAUAAUUGUCCUGAUGAACUGUACCAGAUAAUGACUGAUUGUUGGAAGUAUGAUGCAGACAGACGACCAUCGUUCUGUUCUUGUUUGCAAGUAUUACAAGAACUGAGAACAAAAUUAGCAUCAUCUCCCCUUAUUAUGCCAACAGUGUAUAAUUUUGAUUACUUCAGUCAAGGGAAUGUUGGUUUUGACAACUUAGGAUAUUGCGCCAGCCUUUUGAAUGCAUCUGUUUCAUCAUCUGAAAGUAAUGAUUACAGUGUAACAACAACAGGUACUUAUAUUGGAAGGUAUGACCCACAAGAAAAUGAUGAAAAUAAGCUUUUAGACCCACACUUUGAUUCCAGAAGCACACAAAGUGUGCCUCCUGCCUUAUCAGAAAUGAUACUUGAUGCAAAUCCUUUGUCCAUGCGCAGAUCCCUAUCUUGGACAAGUACCAUGUUGCAAUCACCUGAUAUCCAUCCUCAGUGUGCAACAAGAAUUUCAACAAAAUCAAAUCCUGCAACUACUACAAAUAAAUAUUUAGAGCUUUUAGGAGAUAAUGAAGAUUCGGAUGGCUACCAACUGCCUUUGCAAGUCCGAAAAUCGUCUAAGUCAUCUAAACAAACGCUUCCUAUAUGUGAGAAGAUAUGUGAUCUAAUGAAUGUGACUUCCAUUUCGUCCAGUCAAGUGAUAAAGCCAUCAUUAUCUUUAAAUCACCUUGCAUUAAAACCUGAAUCACUAAACUGUGAAAACAAAACUGAUUUUCUUCAUGAAAACAAUAAUGAGCAGUCUCCAGCUCUUGAUGAAUUAAAUUUAAUGCUGGAUUCUGAUGAAAGAAGAAAUUCCAACAGCAUAUCAACUCCUAAUUCGGAGAACUCUUGGUUAGAAGACUGUGAUAACUGGUCUUUUUCCACAGCUUCUACAGCAACAUGUCCUUUGGAUGCUUCGCUAAAUAUUGUUGAAAAUAGUGAAGUAGUUGCAAUAUCACCUACAACUGGGAUCGAUAUGAAUUAUUCAUCGAAGUCAUCGUAUUGUUGAAAUAUUGUUUUAACUGUUGAUAUUAUUGGCCAUAAUUGUUUCUAUUUUUAUAUAACCCUUCACUUUUACAUUUUUUUCCAUAUUUACGUGGGAAAAUAUAGUCUUCCGUUGCUGAACUCAAUGUAAAUCAUUAUGAAAGUUAUAGAAAUGUUAAGAUAUCAUUUGAAUGUUGAUAUUGUUGACUAGAAUACUCCUAUUUUUAUUCUUUUCCUCAAAUUUACUCUUCUGGAAUUUUCCAAAUUUAUAAAACCAAUCUUCCAUGCAAAAUAAUUGAAAAAUGCCAUAAUUUCUUCAUGGAAAAUCUGUACCAUAUUGCAAUACAAAUGAAUAUGAAAACCAGUAAUUAUCUCUUAAAACAAAGAUUUCCGUUGAUUCAUGGAAUUUUCAAAUGUACGUUUCAAGUUCGAAUCCAAGGUCAUUUGAAUAACAUCAUAUCUGAAUGUUUUUUGCAUGAGGUGCAUGUUUCAUGUUGGAAUUCUGAUUGAUUUUAAUUACUCCAAAAGUGACUUUUAUCUAAGAAUUUUAAUGCAAAAACCCGAUCAGGAUUUGAUUAGGAUACUUAUUAAGAUAAUAAGAUAACAUAUUCAUUAAUACAGCUCAUAUUUCCUUCUUCGCUAUAAACAAGCAUCAGAAUAUUGAAUUUCCUAGUAUAAAUGUACAAAAUGAAAUUCAUUAAGCAGAAGGGUUUAAAUAUUAUCGCUUUCAUUUGCAUAUAACAUUUAUAUGCGUUUUGAGUUCUCUUUCCAUUAUCAUUCAUCAUCAUUUGAGUACUUUAAUUGUGUUUGAUUCAUUUCUUAACCAGGUAUUUUGAUUCCUAAUGAAAAUGUUAUCGUAUUUCCCUUUUUGAGUGAAGAAUAAAUGAUAGCAAAAAUAUAGUUUUAUUUUUAUCAAAUAGUUGUCUCCAAGCACUUUUCUUUUAGAAAAUGUUGCAGAUACAGCUAAUUUGUAUUUUUUUGAAAUUUCAUCUUUGUCUGGGAUUGACAUUACGGUGAAGAAUAUAUUGAUUUCGAAAAUCAAAAUGUAAAUGGUAUUAUCAUCAAAAUAUAUUUUCAAUGCCUCAUUGUAAUGCUGUGCUUCAUAAAUACCCGAUUUGUAAAUUUUGUGCUGUUUCACCUGUAGAUUUAUCAUCAUCAUAUGCUUUUCGUAUCAUAAUGUAUAAUGAAUUACCGUAAAAAUGUAUCAUUGUUUACUGAUUUUUACAUAUAAAACGAGAUUUUCAUUAAGUUCUUUUCCUAAAGGCUAAUUUCUCUUUCAGAACUUUUUGAAUAAGAACAAUCCAUUUAAUAUUCUAAUUACCUUCUUAAUUUAACUAAUUAUCGAAAUGCAGACGUAAUAAGUUGCUUGAUAAUCUUAUUUAGUUUCAAAAGAGUAAAAAAUGAAUUAUUAAUAAUUAAUCUAUUGUAAGUAAAAUAUAGGUAAAAUAAAUGUUACAUUUUUUAACUGUCUUGUCUUUCUACCUAUCUUUACUCAUGAUUUUAUACCGGCACAGUACUGAUAUGUUUAGCUCACGUAUAAGUAAAACUAAAUACUUCCUUCCUUCCGAAAUGCUUAUACGUGAUAACGUUUCCACUUCCUUCCUUCUGGUCUGAAUGCCCUUUAGAUUUGCUCAAUUACUCAAUAACUACUGAACAUAAAUCGUUCUCACCUUGUAAUCCGUAAUUUAACAAAAGUUCCAGAGAAUAUUGGAUUAUGAUCUUCCAGUAAUAAAACGAAUUUUUUUUACUCAAUAUGCCUACGAAACAUAAAAACGGUACAUAAAAUGGCACCUCACUCUUCGAACUUCCAUACCACAACAUCUUGAAGGCAUUUUAAUCCCGAUUGUAAAUUAAACAUUUAUUAAGCUUGCAUACACGACGAAUUAUUGGGAAGGUGGGGUUGAAGUUAAAUUUCUUCUACCAGGUAGCUACAAUCCUACAAAUUUCUAUUUUUAAAAUUAGAUUAUUUUAUUUGAUAUCGGUUAAAAAUAAUAGCUGUUCGUAUCCUUUUCUGAUCUAUCACAAAAAUCUGAAAUAGCCUCUUUUGUGUGCGAUUUUAAAAUAGACAUGUUUCUUUAAAUUGUUAGUACAGACUGGUAAAGAGAAUUGCUUAUCUCAUUAUGAUUUAAAUUACGCAUUCAAAGUGGCACCUGUGCAUGUGCAAACAAAAAGAAGAACAGCAUAAUUUUUAUUUUUCACAUAAUGUGCAUUACUAGUCGAAUGUCAUUUUCAUCAUCAUGAUGAUAAAAUAAAUAAAUUACGUAUGCGUUUUUCUGAAAAUCAUUGAAGAUAUCUUAUAUACUUAAGAGCCUUAAAAUUAAUUUAGUUUUUAAGUCUUUUGAAUGAUUGGAUAUAUAUUUUUUAUAUCACUACAGAGAUAAAAGUAUUGAUAUUAAACAUUCAUCGGAAACCUAACAUUAUAAGCAGAAAUAUACAUGUGCUUCAUUGGAAGAUAAAUUUAAAUUUUGCAAUAACUAAUCAUAUUAAGUAGUAAAAUCAGAUACGAACAUAAAAGGGUUAUUAAGAAUGAAAUGCUUUUUCUGUUACCAAUUUAUACUUUGUAGUUUUUCGAUGCAUCAACAAACGUUUACGUUUAGAACGGCGUCAUGUUUUGAGGGUCAGGAAAAAAAAAGAAAUUGAAAAGCUUAAAUAAAUUAUUCAUUCUUAUGUCAUUGAAGUAUGUUCUUAGAAUUAUAAAUAUAUUUUUUUUUUCUAUAAAAGUUUUUAUAAAAGAUAUCAGCAUCUGAAAAUGCAAAAAAGGCCCCUUAUUUCCAUUAGUCUUCUGUAAUAUGAGCUGCAAGUUUACUUAGAAUAAUUAUUAUUAUUCGAUGAUUUGAAUUGUAUAUGGUCCUCUUUAAACAUUUCUUUAUUUAAAAACAAACCAAAGGAGUGUUUUGAUCAGUAUUUUACAUUAGUGAAGGUGUCAUUCUACAUAGAGUUACAAGAUAGUAGCUUUAGAAAAAAAGGUCCUCCAGAAUGUAGAGUAUGAAUAGAAAAGAUAUUGCAAUAAUUGAUACAUGUCGAUGUUUGAUUUUCACUACUUCACAUUUCUAGUAGAACAACAGAAAUUUUCAAUUUAAAAUAUAAUAUAACUAAUAAAAUAAUUUUCUAAUAACCAGGUUUACAAAUAUAUGAUAUAAGUAAUAAACGUAUAAGUUUGCAGUACUUUUUCAGAAUUUAAAUAUUCUAAAAAGUGCUUUAUUUUGAUGUUCAAGAAUUGUUUUAAAGGUAU
Messenger RNA from Argiope bruennichi, 10999 nucleotides. RefSeq names its product proto-oncogene tyrosine-protein kinase ROS-like (gene sev). NCBI's taxonomy places the organism in Eukaryota, Metazoa, Arthropoda, Arachnida, Araneae, Araneidae. The coding region runs from base 5 to 7792 and encodes 2595 amino acids. Gene Ontology annotation, cellular component: signaling receptor complex; membrane. Gene Ontology annotation, biological process: multicellular organism development; cell surface receptor protein tyrosine kinase signaling pathway; regulation of TOR signaling. The transcript has 41 exons. Gene Ontology annotation, molecular function: transmembrane receptor protein tyrosine kinase activity; ATP binding; protein binding. The record is from RefSeq and is a predicted model, not a curated record.